AUUGGUCCCGCGCAUAGGACCAUUUAAUCGGUGUGGCCUGUGCGGACACCCAAAUCUUGAAGCUUGUGCUAAGCAAGGAAACCUACUAUCAACUUUUUCGGUUGUGUGGGCCGAAGUGGGCAGGGCCUCAAAUCGCCCAAAGUGAACCUUGAAUUUCACAUAGACACAAUCAGGAUGAUAUCUCAGCAGUUUUGCCGGCGCCCCACGCUGCCUUCUCGCAGCACGACCCUCGCUGCGCGGCCAGUGCGUACUGUACGCAUGCAGCUAUUUCGCCGUGAUGGCCCUGUCCUCGUCGAAGAGGGUGCUGUUGAGGAGCUAAAUCAGCCGACUAAGCGCCAGAGGGAACAGAUUAAGCGGACACUUCAAGAAUUGGGUUUCACGGAGCAGGCGGCUGAUAUUCUAGCAUACGGCAAGAUCACAAACUCCAACGCAGACCUGCUUAUCGGCGAUAUCCGCGCCUCGUUCGGCAUUUAUCAGGCUCCACCGCCCCAGGGACCCGUGGAGACCGUGCAAAACGGUGUGCAAGAUCUCCUGGAUCGUUUGCGUCUUCCGUUCUUGGGCCUGGUGCUCGCCGCGGGCCUCGCGGCUGCCUUCAGCCAGCGCCGUACGACUGUAUCGUACGACACCACUUUUCAAGUCCAUAAAGAGCUCCUGUCUCAAAUCCUGAAUACGGUCCUCAGAGUCAAGGAGCGUGAUUCCAGACAGGUCGGAGACCCCUUCAUCGCCCCUUACCUGGCGGGUAUCUACCAACGCCUGGGACUGGAGUACUCCGGGCUGCUGUGCUUCACACGGGUGACGCUGCUCUGGCGGCGAAUCGCCGCCGCCACUACCGCGGCGGCGGUGGCGGUCGCGGAGGGGGUUACAGCGCCACCAGGAUCAGAGACAGACGCGGCGGAGGCGGAGGCUGCUGCGGCGUCAGGGCGGCUGUUCGCGGCGCGUGUGGUGACCUUGGAUUGGCAUGUACAGCAACUACAUCGGGAGCUCGUCUUAGAGCCCUGGAAGGCGGCAGAUCUGCGCCUCAUGCUGAGUCGCGCAGCUGCCUACGCGGAGGGGCAGGCGUCCACAGGCCCGCUCACCAUCGCCGCCGCCGCCGCCGGCGAUGCCGCGUGCCGCCAUCCAGCCACCUGGGCAGCUGGCGGCCAUGGCGGCGGCGGUGGCGGCCUGACCGGCCCCUGGCUGCCCCGGCAUGCCAGUGCGCUCAUCGGUGGCGGCGGCGGCGGAGGAGGUGGAGGGCGUAUGGGCGGAUAUUCCCCCGGCGGCAGCGGCGGGUGCGAUGGAUCUUCAAAUUUUCUGCGGGCCUGGAUGCGGGCGCCGCUGGGCGCCGUACUGUUUUGGCUGAUGUGGCUGUGGUGUCCGACCAUGCUCGUGGCGCUGGAGGCGAUGCAGGCCGCACCCGACAAUCCUUGGAUGGCGCUGUACAUCUGCGUCAUCGCCACUUGCCGUACACUGGCGGAGUGGCGCGCCACGGCUUCCGUGGUGCUGGCGCCGGGCCUUACGCUGUCGCAGCGUGUGUACGGCUUGGCGGCGGUACACGUCGCCGUCGGCUUGGCGGCGGCGGUUGUGACGGGGUUGCUCAACACCUGGCUGCCGUUGCUGGGCCACGGCGCGGCGACGGUGGUCGUGUGGCUGCACCUCGUGGUGCUGCCCACUGUGAUGGUGGCCGUCCUGAGCGUGGCGGGCAUGCCGCAGGUGGCCCGUCAGCUAGCUGGCGGAGGCAGGGCACCCGCAGGCGCCGGCGGCGUUGACGGCGGCGGUGCCCGUCGGACCCGUCGUGGCAGCGCCGCUGCCGCCGCUGAUGUUUUGGGCCUGAUGCAAGGUCGCCGGCCUGGAUCUGGAGGCAUCCGCGACGGGGAUCGUGGGGGGCUUGGCAGCGGUGGUGGCGGUGACGGCGGCGGCGGCGGACGCGGCGGCGGGAGGGUUCAUAGCGGUGGCACGUCGGUGGCGGCGGCGGCGGCGGCGGCGGCGCAGGUUCACUGGCCGCCCGCCCUGGACGUACCCGCCUGGCUCGAUGACUGGCCCAACGCACCGGAGGCAUUUCGGUGCCCCAUCACGCAAUCGCUGAUGCGGGAGCCGGCCCAGGCCUCUUCGGGGGUGACGUACGAGCGACCAGCUAUCGUACAGUGGCUCGACCAUCGUCGGGUGGAUCCAGUUACCCACGUACCUCUCAAACGCCACCGCCUGGCUCCCAAUUUGAAUCUGCGGCACAUGAUCGAAGUCUGGGUGCAGGACCGUGUAGAGGCUCGGCGGCGACUGGCACAACGGCUGCGGGAGGAGCUCUCCACGGAAGCAGCGGCGAAAGCGGCGGCAGCCGCCGCCGCCGCCGUUGGUACCACUACAGCCACACCCCGUUGUAGCGCGGCGGCGGAGGCCGUAGCGUCUGCGGCGGAGGCGCUUGCCGCCGCCGCCGCCGCCUCAUUUGGACGAUCACAACCUCGAUCCGAAACCAUCGGAGCUACCGCCGCCGGUGCGGGAUCUGGAGCGGGCGGGGAGCACAGCGGCGACGCUGCCGUCGCCUGUACGGCAGUUUCAGGAGCUGCAGCAGCCGCAGGGGGAGCGGGAGCAGUAGCAUCCAGAGUAGAGUCUCCGGAAACGGCGGAGGUGGCGGACUCGAGGCCGGAAGGUUCCGUACGAACAACAUCUGUAGGCGUUAUAGCUCGCGUUGGCGACGUGCCAGGUGGCGGCGCUAAUGGCGGGGCAGGUGGCCUUGGCGCAGGCGCGAGCAGCGGGGUAGUGCAGGUGGAGGAGGUGGAGGCUUUGGCGCUGGCGGCGGCACGGGAGCGCGCAGGCCGCAGCCGCCGCCGCUGUCCCGGUGGCUUUGGCGCCGUCGGUUGCGACAAUGGCCGCGACGGCAGCGGCGGCGGUACGACACAUGUAUGUAGUCGUCACCGCCGCAGCGGUAGCGGAAUUGCCAACGGCAACGACGGCGGCAGCUGGUCCUGGUCUGCUGACGGCGCCGACGGCGUGGCCGAAGAAGUGUACGGCAACGACGGUUUGGACGGCGAGGACGCUGGCGCCAUGAGCACCGGCAGCGGUGAGAGUCCGUUUGCGGCGCCGCUUACACUUGCGGCUGGCGGUAGCGGCGCCGACGCUGAAGAAGAAAACGAGCUGGCGGCCGACCCACAGGCUAGCGUCAGCGCUGGCAUUCACGUUGGCGGCGGCGGCAGUGAUGUCAACUCGUACGUGUACGACAAUGGUUUCGGAUCCGACAGGGGAGAUCACGUCGCCGGAGCGGAACAGCGUAACCCUGCGGCAGCCAGCACCGCCGCCGACACCGACCUCCGCCGCCAGGAGGCCAGCCUCGGACACGGUCCAAGCUUUGGUCUGGUGUGGGACGGCGCGGAUCCGGAUAGCUCAGGCGUUUAUGGGGUUGACGGCAGCGGCGUCAGCACCACCGCCGCCGCCGCUACUGCCGUCACGUGA
This is a messenger RNA of Volvox carteri f. nagariensis, 3420 nucleotides long. RefSeq lists its product as uncharacterized. Bases 175 to 3420 code for a protein of 1081 amino acids. Lineage: Eukaryota; Viridiplantae; Chlorophyta; Chlorophyceae; Chlamydomonadales; Volvocaceae. Gene Ontology annotation, molecular function: ubiquitin-protein transferase activity. The transcript is spliced from 9 exons. The record is from RefSeq and is a predicted model, not a curated record. Gene Ontology annotation, biological process: protein ubiquitination.